Molecule: messenger RNA, 369 nt
Organism: Peromyscus eremicus (cactus mouse)
Lineage: Eukaryota; Metazoa; Chordata; Mammalia; Rodentia; Cricetidae
Product: protein S100-A9-like
Exons: 2
Coding region: 1-369 (122 amino acids)
Biological process (GO): chronic inflammatory response; response to lipopolysaccharide; antimicrobial humoral immune response mediated by antimicrobial peptide
Cellular component (GO): extracellular exosome; nucleus; cytoplasm
Molecular function (GO): calcium ion binding
Source: RefSeq, a predicted model, not a curated record
AUGUCACAGAUGGAACAAGGCAUGGAGACCAUCAUCAAAACCUUCCACAAGCACUCUGGCAAGGAGGGAGAUCCAGACACCCUGAGCCAGAAAGAAUUCAAUCAGUUGGUGAAUAAGGAUAUGCCAAACACCCUCAAGAAAGAGAAAAAGGAUCAAAAAGCCAUGAAUCAGAUGAUGAAAGAUCUCGACACAGAUAAAGAUGGUCAGUUGUGCUUUGAUGAAUUUGUAGGCCUGUUAAUUAAGGUAUUGAUAACGGAUCAUAAGAAGACCCAUAAGCAUGUGUCCUCACAUGACCAUGACCGAAGCCAUGAUCCCAGCUAUGGGCCAAGCCUCAGAGAGGAUGACCAUCACAACUGCCAUAGCAAAUAA